CCGCCAUGGGGCCCGCCAGCGGAGGAAGGGCUUAAGUUGAAAAACACAGAUCGCGUCUUGCUGAAGCUAAAGCUGAAGCCAAAGCCUGCUGUAAUCUCAAACACUAGAAAGUAUUACUCACUUUCCCUCUUUUCCCUCACCGGUGAAGAAGGCGUUAACCUGCUUUUUGGAGGAGGAGAUCGAAAUACUCUCGAAUCCAUGGCUGAUCCUGAACUAGAAGCAAUUAGACAGAGAAGGAUGCAAGAGCUAAUGGCUCAACAUGGAGUGGGGAAUCAACAGAACCCUGAACAGCAGACAGCUCAGGAAGAUGCCAAGAGGGAGGCAGAUGAACGGAGGCAAAUGAUGCUCAGUCAGAUUUUGUCCACUGAAGCACGUGAAAGACUUGCUCGAAUUGCCUUGGUGAAACCUGAGAAGGCUAGAGGUGUGGAGGAUGUUAUACUACGAGCUGCUCAGAUGGGUCAGAUAGUUGAGAAGGUUUCUGAGGAGAGGCUUAUAUCACUGCUGGAACAGAUAAACACCCAAACAACUAAACAGACCAAAGUCACAAUCCAGAGGCGUCGGAGUGUUCUUGAUGAUGAUGAUUAGAUCAAAUGUGAAAGCCUCAGCCUCUUUUGCGGGUUGAAUAUUCCUGGACCCACUUUUAGUGGGUUUUUGAUAUUUUCGACUGUAUUACCUUGGCAAUGCUGUGUUGAGCAAUAAACCUAGUCGUAAUUACUAUCUAUAGAGUCAUGUGAAAAUGCACUAUUAAUUCAAACAUUAUUGGAGGCAGAGGUUUGCUAACUGAUGCUUCAUCUGGAAAGUAGUUGUUUGCCUUCUUUCUCCUAUAUUUCUAACAAUUAAUAUGCUGAAUGAGGUAUGUUUGUUGCAAUAUUAAGCUACCCAAAGUAGCAUAAAAGUUGUUCAAUGGUAUUUAAUCU
Durio zibethinus is the source of this 917-nucleotide messenger RNA. RefSeq lists its product as uncharacterized. Gene Ontology annotation, cellular component: nucleus; cytosol. Lineage: Eukaryota; Viridiplantae; Streptophyta; Magnoliopsida; Malvales; Malvaceae. The record is from RefSeq and is a predicted model, not a curated record. Gene Ontology annotation, molecular function: DNA binding.